This is a messenger RNA of Sceloporus undulatus (fence lizard), 3994 nucleotides long. RefSeq names its product RAB40C, member RAS oncogene family (gene RAB40C). The transcript has 6 exons. The record is from RefSeq and is a predicted model, not a curated record. Gene Ontology annotation, biological process: intracellular signal transduction; protein localization to plasma membrane. Gene Ontology annotation, cellular component: endosome; synaptic vesicle; plasma membrane. Gene Ontology annotation, molecular function: GTP binding; GTPase activity. NCBI's taxonomy places the organism in Eukaryota, Metazoa, Chordata, Lepidosauria, Squamata, Phrynosomatidae. The coding region runs from base 232 to 1089 and encodes 285 amino acids.
AAAUAAGACAUCUUUUAUUUUCCUCCAGGACCCCAGCAUAUUUUGACAAGAAGAUUAUUCACAAAGGAUGGAGAACCUGCUGUGAGACGUCUGAUUCUUCCUUGCUUUGUGCCUGCCUUUGGAAAGACGUCGCCGUGCAAAUUCUCCCCAAAUUGCCCCUGGACGUUUUGAUAUUUUGUGCACCUUUCAGGCUGGCUGUGUGGUUAAUAUGCAGAUUGCACUUCUUCACUAAUGAGAGGGAGAAUGGGGACCCAGGGCAGCCCUGUGAAGAGCUAUGAUUAUCUGCUCAAGUUUUUGUUGGUGGGAGACAGUGAUGUGGGCAAAGGCGAGAUCCUGGAAAGCCUUCAAGACGGAGCCUCAGAAUCGCCUUAUGCCUACAGCAAUGGAAUUGACUAUAAGACCACGACAAUAUUGUUAGAUGGCAGAAGGGUCAAACUGGAGCUCUGGGAUACAUCUGGCCAAGGGAGGUUCUGUACUAUUUUUCGAUCCUACUCGAGAGGUGCUCAGGGUAUUCUCUUGGUAUAUGAUAUCACCAAUCGCUGGUCGUUUGAUGGAAUAGACCGAUGGAUCAAAGAAAUAGAUGAGCAUGCCCCUGGUGUUCCCCGUAUCUUGGUUGGAAACCGCCUUCAUCUGGCCUUUAAGAGGCAGGUGCCAACAGAACAAGCCCGGUCCUAUGCUGAGAAAAACUGUAUGACAUUCUUUGAGGUCAGCCCGUUGUGCAACUUCAAUGUGAUCGAGUCCUUUACAGAGCUGUCUCGCAUUGUGCUUAUGAGGCAUGGCAUGGAGAAGAUCUGGAGGCCCAACAGAGUGUUCAGUCUGCAAGAUCUCUGCUGCCGUGCCAUUGUUUCCUGCACACCCGUCCACCUUAUAGACAAGCUGCCCCUUCCUGUCACCAUCAAAAGCCACUUGAAGUCCUUCUCCAUGGCUAAUGGCAUGAAUGCAGUGAUGAUGCAUGGCCGCUCAUACUCCUUAGCCAGCGGGGGCAGUGGGAGCAGUAGCAAAGGCAAUAGCCUGAAGCGCUCCAAGUCAAUCCGUCCGCCACAGAGCCCACCACAGAACUGCUCACGGAACAACUGCAAGAUCUCUUAGCCAGUCAGCGCUGGGGCAUAUCUCCUCCAGCCACACAACCCCUGCACCUGGUCACCAAUGUACAGAUGUUUACACACACGUAACUUGUUCCUCUGUCACUCUGAUGGUGAUGCCUAUCGGAUUGGAAAAGAGUUUGUGGACCAUCAUUAGUCUGGCAUGGAUUCCACAUUCCACAUGGGAAGAGCAGGUCAUAUGCCAAGCCACUCUAGCCAGUGUGCAGGAAGUCUUUCCCUUGCCCUGCUCUGAAGAGGUGACUGCAUGGCUGUCUCAAGGAAACAACUCAUCCUCAUCCUGAGGGUAGAGGUAGGGAGAGAUGGGACUUUGUGCUGUAACUUUAACCUUUGGGCUCCAAAGUGGAUUGCUGGUGCUACAAAGAACUCCUUUUAAACAGGCAGACAAAGAAACAGGGGCCAGGAUUGGGCAAAUUCAACUCAGGUGGAGUCCUGCCUUUAUCCAACAAAGACUAUGGAUGGCUGGGGGGCCUUUGGAAGCAGGCCACUUGAAAUAUUUAUCCACUUAUUUAUAAAGGAAUUAUCUCACUACUUUUAAAAGUACUCCCACAAUGUCCCCCUUCUUGCAUUUUUUUUUAAAAGAAAGGCUUUGGGGAGGGAGUUAUACCCUGAUGUAAAUAUAAGCACGGGCCUUGAACCCUGGGCUAAUUGAAGUAGGAGAGGAGUUGGCAGUGGUCAAGAGGUGAAAUGAUCAAACGCUCUUGGGAAUUGUAUAAGAGAUACAGGGUUGACUUUUUUUUCUCUUUCAGUUUUUAAAAUUCUGUUUGUGAAAAGAGGAAAUGUUUUCUUUUCUUUUUGAACAAAAGUUUGCAGACAUUCCUUAUAGUAAGUGCAUGGCUCAAAUGGACAGCAAGGAUGAGGUUUUGAAUGGUAUUGUGGAUGGUGGGGGCUAGAGAGUUCUGAGCACAUCUGGGAUUGGUUAAUAACUGUUCCAAGGGGUUGCACUGGAGCCCUCCCUGCUUCCAAGAACCCUAAGGCAAACGUGGGCCUAUCCCAAAUCUCAAAAGAUCUUGGCUGGGGAAAAAGGAGAUAACAUCACAAAAAGCUGCUCUUUUAUGGCUUGACAUAAAUGCUGGGCUUUGAGGCGCACAGUGAUUCCUAGCUCAGUUUCUCUUACAGCAUGCUCUCUUACUGGAUAGACAUAAUUGCAUGUUGUGUGACACUGUUGUGUGGCAGUCAGAGCUCACUUUCUGGCUCUGAUCCUAUCAUACUACUAAACAGACCUCUCUAUAUAUUUCCUCAGAGGGGCAUAGGAAUCUCAGUAAUCUUAUGAAUCCAAUUUCUAUUGCUCUUUGCUUUUCAUAGAUCAGCUUUGUCACCCAAUAUUAAAUGCAGAAGACCUCCUAAUAUCAGUUGUAGGAACAGACCCCUUGAGGUGAGAAACAGAUGAGACUGAGCCACCAAAUCUGUAACUGAGAUGGUCGCAGUACAGUUGUACAUCCAUUAAGAAUUGAGCUGAGCAUCUUCCUUUGAUGCCCUGUCAAUCCAUGCAGGUAUCUCAUAGCCUCAAUCCUAGUUGCAGCUUUUUUGGGGGAAAUGGGUUUGUGUGUAGUCUUGCUUCUUGGUUCUAAAGGCUUUUGGAGUCUCCUGAACUAGUAUUAAUGUUCCUCAGACAGAAUUUUCAACUCUGGUUGGAAUUUUAUGUAGCACUUGCAUGUCUGUCUGCAAACCUUAGUGGGAAAUGCCUUUCAGUCUAUGUUAACUUAAAGAGAGGUGCUUGACAGGAAAUGAAGUACUGUAUAAGUGGAUAGGGGACCAAAGUGCAGUCACCUGUCUUUAGUGAUACAGCUUAUGAAUGGCAUUGUGGGCUCUUUGUCGCCUGGUUUUUUCUCUACUUUUGACCUGGUAAGUGUCUUUUCAAAGGUGACUUGCCACAUCAGUAGCCACUCCCCUGGCUAAGAUUGGUUGCCCAGUGUAUUGUGGGUAGGAAUGGGUAGUAUGACGCUGCUAGAUGCUCACGGCACAGCUGACCACCCAUUUUGUUCAGGAACUUCUGACAGACGUCUGGCUGGCAAGGCUGCAUCUUAUUGACUGCUCCAAGAUUGCUUGGCAGGAAGGGUAAGCCAAGCCCUGCCACUGGCAUGAGCUCAAACAGGGUGGCGGGGACAGGUCAAGGGCAGGGGAAAGCCUUUGGCGGCAUCUCAUCGGACUGGGAACAAAGCUGAAGCCAAAUCCGGGCCAGGAGCAUGGAAGCUUCGAGAUUUGCAGGGCAUGUCUGCACAGCCUUGGCCACCUGUUGCCACUUGCUCAAAAUGGAGUGGAAGACAAUCACUGACUCAACUGCCUGGCAUUCUGGGGAUGUGCAGUGAACAGGUGAUCUAGGAAGCAGGCUGGACAGCCAUAUUUCCAUUCUGGUUUUAAAAUAGCCUCUUCCCAAAACAGCUCUAGAAUGUGCAUUGUGUUUUUCUGAAGAAUUACAGGGAGCACCCUCCUCUUGCUUGCUUGACAGGCUGUAGAUCUUCCCUAUUGUCUCUCCAGCACCUGAUAUAGCUUCUGUGUGCUUUGUUGGAAUAUUUUUCUUACCGGGGAGCAGAAGAUGCUGCUGCACAUUGAGAAGCCGUUUUCAGCAACCCAUACUUGUUCUCCUUUGCUGUUUAGUUGAACAUGCCUAAUUCCAGCCUCACCUAAACGUCUGUCUUGAUUUUUUUUCACUCCGUUUUAAUCCUAGCAAGUUCUUUGGAAUGAGAUGCCCUGGAAUGUCCGCCAGUCACAGCUGAACUCGUGUACCUUAUUUUAUUAAUGUUCAACUCAAAAGAAUGUGAUAUCAAACACUAAAAAGUAGCUGCUGUCAAACACUCAUACCAUUCCUGUUUUUAAUUCCUUUGUACAGUAAACGGCGUUCAAACUAAUGGUUUUGAUAUAAAUUAAAAAAGAGAGACUUGUUUUAAAAUCUC